This is a messenger RNA of Drosophila ficusphila, 1009 nucleotides long. RefSeq lists its product as uncharacterized. Bases 134 to 499 code for a protein of 121 amino acids. The transcript has a single exon. The record is from RefSeq and is a predicted model, not a curated record. Lineage: Eukaryota; Metazoa; Arthropoda; Insecta; Diptera; Drosophilidae.
CACACAUUCCAGUCGGAUUCACUUUACAACCACAACCACAACAACAACCACAACAACCCAAAAACAACAACCACAACGACCGCCUCCACUGUUCUUGGGUCAACCGAAGGAUUGGGAAACACAAGCCCACAAGAUGCCGGCGGACAUCGUGACCACGGAGCAGCUGCGCUACCAGCUAGCCUUCAGCAACGCCAUGGAGCGCACCACGCGCCACUGGCAGGAGACGUUUGCGUGGUACCCGGCGAUGCAGGACUGCCACUUCCGGCGGACCGACCAGAUCUACCUGGAGAGCCGCCAGCGGUACGGCGACCGGCACUUCCUGCGCUACGCCGCCCGGAGGCGGCUGCUCAAGAAGUACACCGUGACCGCCCAGGAGGUGAAGGCGACCCUGGAGGAGCGGAGCACGCUGCAGCGGGACGGCAUCCUGGGCAUCCGGGUGGCGGCCACCGAGAACGGGGAGUACGGCCGCUUGAAGCCCUCCAGCCUGUACUUCUGCUAGGAUCCCCGCUCCCCACCCCCUUCGAUCCCCCCAGAUCUCCGCCAGAAGCGCUCACAAUUAAACUAUCAUCGUCCGCUGACAAUGCAACUCUCAAUGGCCGUCACUCAUUACGCGAUUUUUGCAUGACCGUGCGCAUAAUUAACAAGGUGAAAAUGUCAGUCCGACCUGCAACCGGUUGCCCCGCCCCUCCGCACCGCCGCCCUAGCGAGGGCCCACUGUACGCGGCUGAAAAGUUCGCACAGGUAAUUAAGUGAUCGCGUCUGUCCACUCGAUGAGAUGACUCGCCUCGUUUGCUCGCCUGAAAACUGUUCCGUGGCGUCCAUAAAAAUGGGUGAAAAUGAGUGUUCCGCGGGUGCAUUAUAGGCAUUCUACCAUUCAGACCAUUCAGCUCCGCACUUGCAGGUGCACUGAAUCAUUUGCUACGCAAAUCUGGGGGAGGAGACGUGAUCAAGGAAUCGAAGUAAUUGGAAUACUUUUACGCUUGAAUAAAUUAUUGAUAUGAUUCUGUAA